AGGGGAUCCUCAAAUGACAAGUCAUGUGAUCUGUAGCUGACAAAUGCAGUCAACAAGCUAUGCUUGUGCUGGUGAAAACAACUGAAAGCAGACGGUCCUUCCGCGUUUGAAGACGCUCACAUCUGUUGGGGGAUCGAUCCGAUAGCUAACAUGCAGAACGCCAUUAAUUCCGUAAAAGGCACGGCCCUUGGUGUGGCCGAGUUUUUCACUCCAGUACUGAAGGUAAGUUAAAUUAGCUGGCUCGCUAGCUAGCUACUGUAGCUUGCUAUCACUCAGCAAUGAUGAUGUGGAGCAUGCUAACAUGCUAGCAUGCGUUAUCGGGAAGUCUUCCCUCAAGUGCUCUCAACAACAUGUAUUAUGUAGCUACAAUUCGUUGUUAACAAUCCUGUUGCAGUGUAUAAUCUCAGUAUAUUACAUAUUUUGAGGUUUCUUGGCGUUGAUGACUGUCUUAUCAAUAUGUCAUUGUAGCUAGCUUCACAUGAUUCCAGUUAAGCACAUUUGAGAAAUGUGACAGUCAAUGUUUGAGACCUUCAAGUAAUAAAGAAUGGAAUGUCUAACCUCCUCUGUAAUUAAAUAGUUUGCAGGCAGUCACACAAAGGAAAAGUUAAAGAUAUCAAACUCUGCCAACACAACAAUUAUAUCCCUUCUUUAUUUUGUCUGACAGGAAUCCAAAUUCAAGGAGACUGGAGUUAUCACUCCAGAAGAGGUGAGAAAUGUCUUUCGUAUCAUUUGUAACGGAGUCACUUUUAAAAGCCCAAUAAGUCACACGUAUGUAGCCUUUCAUCAUUUGGGAAAAUAAGUGCAACUGAAAGAGAUUUCCAGAAGUGUCAUCUGACUGAACUAUCACAACUUCCUAUUAAAUCUCUCUUUUCUCACCAUUAGUUUGUAGCUGCUGGAGAUCACCUUGUUCAUCACUGCCCCACAUGGAAAUGGUGAGUGUCCAUUGGAGUAAGAUUGAUACUCUAAUAUUGUACACGCUACCCCAGGACAAGGGUUGGCUCCAUCCAAGUCAAUUCUGAAAUUGAAUUACACUCUUAUGAAGAAAUGCCCAUGUUCUAAAUCCCAGUACAUUCCAGAAUUGAAUUACACUGUUAUGAGGACAUGUUCCUAUGUCCAGUUAAACUAACAGGAAUUGAAAUUGACUUUAACCCCACCUCUGAUAUAUUGUAGUCAGCUAAAUUGCACUUCUCAAAUCUAAUUAGUCUGAUAUGAGCAUGUAAUAACUCUGGAUUGAUGUUAUGCUGUCUCUCCAAAUAUAGAAUCAACUACAGUAUGAUGUUUUGACAGCACAGUAGUCCCAGAUGUCACAUCAUGUUUAUUCCCUCCAGGGUGUCUGGGGAAGAGGAGAAGGUGAAGCCAUAUUUACCCAAGGAUAAGCAGUUCCUAUUAACUCGCAAUGGUAAGAACUGUGUGAACUUUGUCUACAAUACUGUUACUUGUCCUUAUUGUUGCUGUAGUAAUAUAUAUGUUUGGUGGGUGUGCGUGCCUACAGUUCCUGUUACAAGCGCUGUAAACAGAUGGAGUAUUGUGAUGAACUGGAAGCCAUCAUAGAGGAGGAUGACGGCGAUGGAGGAUGGGUCGACACCUACCACAACUCAGGUUGGACACUUUAGACAUUUCGUGUGACAAUGGUUCAUUUUCUUGGGUCUUUUUUGUUGUAGUGCAAUAUGCCUUAAUUAUUGAUGUGCUGCAGAGUGCAGUUUCAGGAAUACAUUAGAAAUACAAGUUUGCUUUUGGGUUUGUUUGUCCAGGAAUGUUGAUGUUUCAAAUUUAUAUUUUAGGUGUAGGGGGAGUUACAGAAGCUGUGCGAGAAAUCUCAUUGGACAAUAAGGUAGAUUUUGAUUGAACAUUUACAUUUUGUUAUUGUAUCCUAGUAAUCUGCAUUGAUAAUGAAUGUUUCAAACUAACAACCUUAGAUUAAUACCAUUUGCAGGCGUCUUUUUAAAUAGUUGUAUUCCUUUGUUUUUAAAGGACAACAUGAACAUGAACGUGAACUCUGGUGCUAGUGGGAACGGUGAUGAUGAUGAUGAUGAAGGCGAGGCAGCAGAUAUGGAAGGUAUCUUACUCUAUACUCCUCAAGGAAUAUACCAAAGAUUUGUAUAACUAAACCAAGAUAGUCCACAGCCUGUCGUUUUCAAAUGGGAACAAAUGAGUCAUAGUGGGCAGAACAGGCAAGGAGGUGGGCAGAGCCAAGCACGAGCUAGCGAGAUCCUAUUAGUGCGUUCUAGCAUACGUGCAUAUUUCCAUUAGGGAACACCUACACUGUGAAGUGCGCGUGUGCAAUAACUCAAUUCGCCUUUGCACUCCUAAACAAUGCAAUUUUUUUUACUUUGGCAAAGGGUAAAGUCUACAAAACUUACUUGACUGUUCGUAACAUAUUUUAGUUUUGUGAACAGAAAAUUGAAUUGAGAUCAAAUGUUUCAUCGAUGAGAGAAUUAGCAGAAUGUCGGACCAAAAUCCAUCUUUUCCCACUGCUGGCCACUGGGCUUCCUCUCACUACCAUAGUUGGUAGUGAGUGGAAACGCCAAGCGGAUGCUUCACAUUUAUACAUCUGGUGAAAUAUCUGUCUCAUUGUUCUAUCUGUGGUUAUACUUCACUAGUAAUGUAAUGUAAUGUAAUGGUUCAGUUUGUGUCUUGUUCUGUUCUUUCAGAGUAUGAGGAGAGUGGACUACUGGAAACAGAUGAGGUCAGAAGUUCACAGUAUUGUUGUAACUUUUAUUGUACAUCGCAUCCGUUUCCAGGAAGUGUCUCUAUUCCCCAUUUUUCACUUCCUGUUAGGCCACCCUGGACACCAGUAAAAUGGUGGACUUGUCUAAAUCCAAAACGGGAGAGGCUGGGAACGAUGACAUCCUGCAGACUCGAACCUAUGACCUCUACAUCACAUAUGACAAAUAUUAUCAGACUCCUCGACUCUGGCUGUUUGGAUACGAUGAGGUAACGCACUUAUUGUACCUUGUAAACUAGCUCUGAGCAGUACGGCGUCAGCUUAGUGUAAUUGGGUUUCUAGGGUAGACCAAAAAGUGCAUCCUAUGUCAGUUACAAAACAUGUUGGCAUUUAGAUACUGCUGUGUGUCCUUUUGGAUUGCAUUGUGAAUAUUAUUGAGGACGUACAUCCAAAAGUGCGUUCUUACAGCUGAGGAAGAAUGAUGUCUUUGACUUACCUGGGAAACCGAGUUCCUGGGUUCUAUGUUCUGUUUACCAUUUUCCCUCUCACUCCUACAGGACAGACAGCCCCUGACAGUGGAUCAGAUGUACGAGGACAUCAGCCAGGAUCAUGUGAAGAAAACGGUCACCAUCGAAAAUCACCCCCACCUACCACCCCCUGCCAUGUGCUCUGUGCAUCCCUGCAGGUAAAAGCAAGAGAUCAUGAACAUGCUGUCAGUGUCUCAAAAUGUGAGGAGUGCUGAUCUAGGAUCAGGUCCCCCUUUCUAUUCAUUAUAAUCUAAAAGGCACAACUGAUCCCACAUCAGAACUCCUAUUCUGAAACGCUUUUUGAGUAUGGGCCCUGAUCUGACGUUACUACUCAUUGAGGGAGCACUUAUGGUCCUGUAAACGAAUGUUGCCACUUCCUGUUUUCCAGACAUGCUGAAGUGAUGAAAAGGAUAAUCGAGACCGUGGCGGAAGGGGGAGGAGAACUUGGAGUUCAUAUGCAUCCUUUAAGUGAAUUGUAGGCUGAGCUGAAGUCAGUCAAGUGUUUUUAAUGCAGCUUGGUGAUUUAAUAUGUAUCAUUAUGUGAGGGAUAAUCGAGGGGCUAUGUGUUCUGUGGACGGUGUGUUCCACGACGCGCUAACGGAGUUGCAUUAAUUUCAAGAGAACGCAUAGAGCCCCGAGUUUUUUCCCUUACAUAAUGAUAUAAUAUUCACAAUAUUCCCAGCCUCUCCCGUUUAUUCCUUUCAUACCAUGGCAAUAAUUUAACACAUUUACCGCUUGAAAUGUGUUCAACAUCCACUGAAGUAGCUAGCAAGUUUACUAGAUAGCUACAGUAGUUGCCUUGGUAACCAAACAAAGAAAUCAUCAGUCGUAGCUUGCUGUUAUGAAAAUCGAAUUCAACGUUUUCAAUUCGACUUUUGCUUUCAAACGCAGCUCAAAGAAGGUAGACUUCAAUGGCUAUAGUUGAAUUCUACCGUGCUGAUAUACUGUGCUUUAUCGUGAAAUGAGUAUUCAACAAUGCCAUGGUAUAAUUCAAUGUAACCCAAGCUAAGGUGAGUUGUGAAUAGAAGUGAUCUUGCUAAUACGGUUUCUCUUCCAUUCUUGCCUACACAUUAUUCCUUAACUUAAUGUUUCAGGUAUCUGUUGAUUUUCUUGAAGUUUGUCCAAGCCGUCAUCCCCACGAUAGAAUACGACUACACAAGGCACUUCACCAUGUAG
Molecule: messenger RNA, 4368 nt
Organism: Coregonus sp. 'balchen'
Lineage: Eukaryota; Metazoa; Chordata; Actinopteri; Salmoniformes; Salmonidae
Source: the annotation of a GenBank genome assembly